AUGAGUAAGAAGAAACAAGAAAUGUCGCAGGUAUACCUGGGGACAAGCAAUGAGUUUGUCUUUGGUGAACUGGGAGGAAAGGGCAAACACUUGUCGUCAUUCCUUAAGAACUUAUCGUUGACUUCAACUUCUCGUAAAAGCAAGAAUUUGGGAGAAGACGUCAAUAGUUCGAUUUAUGGUAAUAUGCAAUAUGGAAGGGUGCUGGGCGAAGAGUUGGGGAAUGGAAGUGGCGGAGUUGGAGGUGGAGGUUCUGAUGAACUGUUAAGCUCUCCAGGUUCACCGAAAUUGCGACCUAAACUGGUGGGGCGAUCGAUUUCUAUGGGGACCUCGUUUGCCUUUUCAGGAAGUCAUGGUGAUGAUUCUACAAGUAUUAAUCUUGGUGGUGGAAGUAGUGGAAGUUCUCAAAGUGGAGUUGGUAAUAAUGGUGGUCCCUAUAAACACUCUAAUUUGAGUUCUUCAUCCCAUUUAAAGAGUCAUAGAACCCAUUCAAAUACAUUUUACAAAGAUUUGGAUGCCGAUUGGGAUGCUGAUUUGAAUGAUGUUAGGAAUAAGAAGCUCACAAGCGUAAAGCAAAAAGAUAAUAAUAAUAAUGAUCCUAGUAAUAAAUCAAGGAACUCUCUUAGUUUGGUGGAUUCGUUUCAUCCUGAGAUUGGUAUGGUAUCAAGUUUACCAAGUCUGCCUAAAAGAAAGGAUGAGAAAAUAAGCAGUGCCUCCAAGAAACAAUCACUAGACCACGAAGACCACAGAGCUCAAUUAGAAGUGGCCAAACAAAACCAGCUUAAUUCAAAAUAUUCCAAGUUUUAUAAAAUACUAAAACCUGGAAAUACAAUCGACAUUAAUGAGUUACGUAAAUUGUCAUGGAACGGGAUUCCACAAGAUCUACGGGCUCUUAUUUGGCAACUUUUGUUGGGAUAUCUUCCUACAAAUAAACUAAGACAAAGUUCAACUCUCACCAGAAAAAGACAAGAAUAUAAUGAAGGUCUUAGAGUACUUACAAUUGAUUUUGAUGAUGUGAAAACUACUUCCAAUACUUCUUCUUCGUCUCUUAUCAAUAAUAAGGAUCGUCAAAUAUACCAUCAAAUAAAUAUUGAUGUUAAGAGAACAAAUCCUUCAAUAAAAUUAUAUGGUGACCCUCAAGUUCAAAAGUCAUUAAGAAAAAUAUUAUAUCUAUGGGCUAUUAGACACCCUGCUAGUGGAUAUGUUCAAGGGAUUAAUGAUUUGGUAACUCCCUUUUUUCAUAUUUUCCUUCAUAACUAUAUUUGGCAAGUUCAAAAGAAAGCUGAAGCAAUGAACAAUCCACUGAAGGAAUCAGAUUAUGAAGGGUUGUUUAUUCCUGGAAUUUUAGACGAGAAUGAUGAAAUUGAAGCCCAAUUCUUAAAAGAUCCCCAGUUAAUUCAUACUACCCUUAAUAGUCUUGAUACUUCUAAGAUUUCACCUCGAGCUUGGUCAGUAAUUGAAGCAGAUACUUAUUGGUCUUUAACUCGUUUAUUGGAAACAAUAACUGAUAAUUAUAUCCACGAACAACCCGGUAUUCUUCGUCUGGUGGGAGAACUUAGAGAUCUAAUUUCCAAGAUUGAUUUGGAAUUAUCAAAGCAUUUCGAGCAUGAAGGGAUUGAAUAUAUUCAGUUUGCCUUCAGAUGGAUGAAUUGUCUUUUGAUGCGGGAACUUAGUCUUGAUUUGGUUGUGCGUAUGUGGGAUACUUAUUUAAGUGAAACACCGCUAGGAUUCAGUCAUUUCCAUAUUUAUGUGUGUGCUGCAUUUCUCAUUAAGUUUAGUGGAGACUUGAAGGAAAGAGAUUUCCAAGAGAUAUUACUUUUCCUUCAGAAACCACCAACCGCUAGCUGGAAAGAAAAGGAUAUAGAGAUGAUGUUAAGUGAGGCCUUUAUAUGGCAGAGUUUGUAUAAGGAUGCCAGUGCGCAUCUUCGGUCCUAA
Lizanozyma spartinae is the source of this 1932-nucleotide messenger RNA. RefSeq names its product Gyp1p (gene GYP1). The record is from RefSeq and is a predicted model, not a curated record. Lineage: Eukaryota; Fungi; Ascomycota; Pichiomycetes; Serinales; Debaryomycetaceae. Gene Ontology annotation, molecular function: GTPase activator activity. Gene Ontology annotation, cellular component: Golgi apparatus. Gene Ontology annotation, biological process: activation of GTPase activity. The coding region runs from base 1 to 1932 and encodes 643 amino acids. The transcript has a single exon.